This is a messenger RNA of Phyllostomus hastatus (greater spear-nosed bat), 350 nucleotides long. It is a transcript of the gene DEFB123, whose product is annotated as defensin beta 123. Lineage: Eukaryota; Metazoa; Chordata; Mammalia; Chiroptera; Phyllostomidae. Gene Ontology annotation, biological process: innate immune response. The coding region runs from base 61 to 267 and encodes 68 amino acids. Gene Ontology annotation, cellular component: extracellular region. The transcript has 2 exons. The record is from RefSeq and is a predicted model, not a curated record.
UCCCCCGUUAGCUUUGCCUUCUCGUCGGACUUGCAACUUUACCCUGGGCCGCUUCCAGCCAUGAAGCUCCUUUGGGUGAUUUUGACUGCACUGCUGCUCUUCUCCCAGCUCACUCCAGGUGGCACCCAAAAGUGCUGGAACCUUCAUGGGAAAUGCCGCCGCACGUGCUCCAAGAAGGAAAAGAUGUAUGUUUACUGCACAAAUAAUAAACCAUGCUGUGUGAAGUUCAAGUUCCAGCCGAAAAUACAAAGGCCAUGGUCACUCUGAGUUCUGUGAGGCCUGAAGCCAUAAUAAAAAUGCAGAUGAAGCUAUUCUGCGUCUGACCCACCCCGCUAGAAUCCCUGAGAUCA